Molecule: messenger RNA, 1285 nt
Organism: Manis pentadactyla (Chinese pangolin)
Lineage: Eukaryota; Metazoa; Chordata; Mammalia; Pholidota; Manidae
Exons: 4
Coding region: 1-762 (253 amino acids)
Source: RefSeq, a predicted model, not a curated record
AUGGGCAGCGCCGCCGCGCCCCGGCGGCCGGCGGAGCGGGAUCCAGACCUCUUGGCUGCUCGCGCGCCGGGGACUUUGCAGGCUGGAGGCUUGGCGAGCAGUCCCACCGAGGGGAGGAGCAGAGGGAGGAGCAGGGGCAGGAGGAGGGGACGGAGGAGGCCGGGCCCUGAGGGGCGAGCGCAUGGGCCCGAGGAGGAUCGCGAGCGCCCACUGCUGCCCGGCCGGCCCCGGUGCUGCCCCGAGUCGGCCGGCGGCGAGCGCUCCAGCCGAGCUCCCGGCUCCCGCCGACAGGGAUGGAACAGGAAAAGCGGUAUUGUUUCCACCAGGGAGAGAGAUGCUGGGAGGGAAGGAAAGAGCAGACAGCAUGAGAACCAUCUAAGAAGUUACAGGACGGAUGAGGAGCGCGGUGAUUUCACCACCCCACCACUCUGUCCACCUUCAUCCGAGGCUUACUACUACGAGCAAGGACUCUCUCUGAGUAGGCAAGGCAAUGGAUCUAAGGAAAGUUUUCCUGUGUUCAGAAGGAAAGAGGAGCCUGCUGUGCUGGUGAGCAAUCAAGCUGGAAAGGGGGCUUGGCGUGCUAACUCUGGAGAAGCUCCGAGAAAGACUGUGAACAAACAGAGGGGUCAAGCCGUGACGACAUGGGACAUUCAGAAUGAGAAAUGGGAAGAAGAUGCAACUGCAGGAGACUGGCUGUUACAGGACCGUGUAGGCAAGGCUUGCACGCAGAGAGGGACCGUGUCCCUCUCAGCAACAUUCUAAAUGGUUGACCGAGGAAAGUCUACCUUUGAGUCUGUUUGUUCGUCCGUAAAACUGUGACCAUUAUACUGAUCUCAUUACAUCAUCCCGUGCUUCAGCCAGAUACUGGAUGUAAAGUGGCAAACACACUGUUUAACAUCAUGUAAGUGCUCAUUAAAUGUUCCCCUUCCCCUCUCCCUUCCUUCCCUUUGUGUUGUUCAGAUAUUGUCAUGGAAACUUACCACUCUGCUUUCAUUUAGGUCCCUCUAAGAAUUUUGCAAUUACUUUAAAAGCCUGAUUUCUUUUUCUGUCUGAAAUGAGAAACUCUAAAGGUAAUGAUAUGCUAUAUUUUCUGCUAAAAGUAAAUGAAAUGCAGGGUCAGAGCUGAUUCUGAACUCAACUAGGGAGUCUCAGAGAUGCAUACAUUUCAAAAUUAUUUUCAUUAUUUUUGGUAAAUUAAAUAUACUGACUCAUUAUUUUACAUAAUGAAGAUGAUAUUGCCUUUUUAUUAUUAUCACUAAAAUACAAUAAUAAUAAUUGCUACUUU